CCAAGACACCAGCUGCAGAGACGACAGAGGAUGGAUGCAGUGAUUAGAAAGACACAAAACCUGUUUAUCAGCUGAAAAGGUCAACUUGCUGUGCUGGAUUCAAAGUUGUUUUUUUUUUUUUAAUUUUCUCCAGUAAUGGAAAAAGAUCUAAGGCGGAAAAUGGAAUAUAGAUUGGAGUUAAUAGUGCUUCUUGUUUUGAUGACAGCAGCUUCAUCUGUUGCCUCGAGCAGCCAAGAUCUCACAGAAGCAGUGGCGUAUUUAAAGAAGUUUGGCUACCUGCACAUCCCACUGGAUAGCAAAGGCCAAAACCCUUCACCUGAGCAAACAGCUGAAGCAAUAAGCAUCUUUCAGAAAGUGAUGAACCUGCAAAUAUCUGGAAAACUGAAUUCAGCCACACUGGAAAUGAUGAACAAGCCUCGUUGUGGUCUAGAAGAUUCUUUCAAUCAGAAAUCUCUCAAAUAUCGAGUCAUGGGUUACUGGCGUAAGAAGAUGCUCACCUACCGCAUUUACAAUUACACUCCCGACCUGGGGCAGUUAAAGACCCGUCUGGCCAUCCAGAAUGCUUUCAAGUAUUGGAGUGAUGUGUCGCCUUUGAAAUUCAAGGAGUUGCAUGGAGGAAGAGCAGACAUCAAAAUUUCCUUUCACAAAAAAGAUAAGACGUGUCCAGUGCCCUUUGAUGGACGAGGCCAUGUCUUAGCCCAUGCUGAUGCCCCUGAGUCAGGCAUUGUGCACUUUGAUGAGGAUGAACUGUGGACAGAAGGAAAGACCUACGGUUCCAACCUGAGGAUUGUGGCAGCUCAUGAGAUUGGCCACGCUCUCGGCCUGGGUCACUCACAGUACUACAGCGCUCUGAUGGGCCCCGUAUACAACGGAUACCGCUCCGACUUCAAGCUACAUCCAGAUGACAUACGAGGGAUCCAGGCUUUAUACGGAAAACCAGAGAAGAGUCCUCCAUCCCCAAAUCCAGGCCAGUCAUUGCCAGGAGGAGUUAUUCCAGAUCCUUGCAAGGCCACUCUGGAUGCAGUUAUGUUGGGCCCUUUGCGUAAAACAUACAUUUUCAGCAGGCAGCAUGUGUGGACAGUGUCCAACUCUGGCUACAACACUCCCAUCCUGAUUUCUGCACUGUGGAGGGAGCUGCCAGGAAGCCUCAGUGCAGCUGUUCACUCUCAGCGGACUGGCAAGUCCUAUUUUCUGAAAGGAGACAAAGUGUGGAGAUACACAGGCUUCAAACUUGACCGCGGCUUCCCCAAACCUUUGGCCAACAUCCCAACAAAUAUCGACUCAGCCUUUUACUUCAAUAAGAACAAAAAACUGAUCUUUGUAAAAGGCUCUGCAUACUGGCAGUGGGAUGAAAUGGGUCCCACAGACUUCAGCGUAUAUCCCAAACCUCUGGGGCAGCUCAUCCGUGGAGCACCCAGCAGCACCGACGCUGCACUAACGUGGACUAAUGGCCAUAUAUAUAUGUUUAAAGGGGCCCAGUACUGGCGGGUAAACCAUCAGCACCAGUCAGUAGAGAAGGGUUAUCCUGUCAGCACUGCCUCACGCUGGAUGCAGUGUGACGACUGAGCCAGCAGAGGCCACCAGGGACUCAACACAAACCAACUCAGCAGUGAGACGCCUCCAGUCUUUGCAUCGGCUGAACUGUGUGGGUGUUUACUGACUGUAUCUGACAUCAGCCUCAGUCCCCUGUUAGCUCACAUUGCUGUCAUUUCUUUUAGGAUAUACUCUUAAAGCCUUCAUAGAAUUGAAUUAUAACUAGACUAUUAAUAAAAUAUUUGUCUAGCUGUCAGAAUUUGACAUAUUAACUCCCCCUCCUUCACUUAAACAAUAUUAGUCACACAGAGAAGAACCAGUCUGACACUAACAAGAGUGUAUCUUUGCCAUUAGUUUAACUAGUUAUCCCUUUGUCUGCAUGUAUCUUGUUUAAACACUUAUUUGUGUGGACUGUAGCAAACUACCAUGUGCAGUAUUUAUUGGAGGAAGUGUACUGUAUCAUUGUGUGCAUAUUUAUUAUGUUGUCUAUAUGAAAUUUACUAAAUAUGUUUUUAUGGUAUCUUGUUGACAUAUAACUAGGGAUAGUAGAUGAAAAUUGGUUUACAUGGAUAACAGUGACUAUUAAAAGUUAUUUUCAUUUAAGGUAAUUAAAUAAAAUGAGUGCAGUUGUGGAUAAAUAACUUACGGCUUUGGGUUACUGAUGGAAGUCAAGGGUUCACCUCCAGAACUGCAGAGCUCUGAUGGACCCCAAACCUGAUCUGCUCCAACUCUGACUGUAAUUUUAUAACAAAGCUGGGUUACGACCAAAUGACGAGAUUAUGAAAAUGAUGAAAAUACAGAAUUUCACUGUGGCGUGAUGUGUAAGUGACAACGAAGACUGCCUCUUCUCAAU
Messenger RNA from Amphiprion ocellaris (clown anemonefish), 2386 nucleotides. RefSeq names its product matrix metalloproteinase-19-like. The record is from RefSeq and is a predicted model, not a curated record. The transcript is spliced from 9 exons. Gene Ontology annotation, cellular component: extracellular matrix. Lineage: Eukaryota; Metazoa; Chordata; Actinopteri; Pomacentridae. Gene Ontology annotation, biological process: extracellular matrix organization; proteolysis; collagen catabolic process. Bases 136 to 1566 code for a protein of 476 amino acids. Gene Ontology annotation, molecular function: zinc ion binding; metalloendopeptidase activity.